AUGAAUGGAACAACAGCCUCAGCGAGAGGCAAGAGAAAGACCCAAAUCUCCCCCGAAAAUUCACCGCCAGCUAAACGAAUCAUCAACGGCAAGCUGUCCCCUGGUGACAAUACUCCAGAUGUCGCUGAGAUUGUACAAUACGACGGCGAGUCAGAGAGUGAUGACAUUUACACCAGUGCUCCCAUAUACAUAGGCACCCCUGGAAGCUUGAGCGAGUGGCAGGAUACAAUCCAAAAUGUUGUGCGGAACGUUGUCGCAAUUCGUUUUUGCCAAACCUGUUCUUUCGAUACCGAUCCAGCUUUGACGAGUGAGGCUACCGGUUUCGUCGUGGAUUCGGAGCGAGGAUAUAUCCUUACAAACCGGCAUGUCGUUGGCGCUGGACCUUUUUGGGGGCAUUGUGUCUUUGACAACCACGAAGAAGUGGAUUGCUAUCCCGUUUACCGCGACCCCGUACACGAUUUCGGUAUUCUUCGAUACGACCCCGAGGCGCUCAAAUAUAUGAUCGUUGAUGGCUUAGACUUACGUCCCGACCAGGCCAAAGUUGGCGUUGAAAUCCGAGUAGUUGGUAACGAUGCCGGCGAAAAGCUUAGUAUCCUGUCAGGCGUGAUCAGCCGCCUUGACCGAAAUGCUCCCGAAUACGGGGAAGGCUACAGCGAUUUCAAUACAUGCUACUACCAGGCCAAUGCCGCUGCCAGUGGUGGUAGCUCCGGCAGUCCCGUUGUAGCCAAAGAUGGCUCUGCUGUUGCUCUGCAGGCUGGUGGCCGCUCCGAUGGCGCUUCGACUGACUACUUCCUACCACUUGAUCGACCAUUGCGCGCUCUUCGGUGUAUCCAACAGGGAAAUCCCGUCACACGUGGCGAUAUCCAGUGUCAGUUUCUGUUGAAGCCAUUUGAUGAGUGCCGUCGACUGGGUUUGCAACCUGAAUGGGAGGCAGAGGUGCGGAAAGCCUUCCCUGAUGAAACAAACAUGCUUGUUGCCGAGAUCGUUCUGCCAUCUGGGCCAUCAGAUAGCAAAAUCGAGGAAGGUGACGUCCUUGUCAAGGUGAACGGGGAGCUCAUUACCCAGUUCAUCAGGCUCGACGACAUCUUGGAUUCGAAUGUAGGCGAGUCGAUCAAGUUUCAAUUGCAGCGUGGCGGCGAGGACAUCGAGGUGGAAAUCGAGGUUGGGGACUUGCACAGCAUCACCCCCGACCGCUUUGUCUCAGUCGCUGGCGCGAGUUUUCACAACCUGUCCUACCAACAGGCUCGUCUCUACGCCGUUGCCGUCAAGGGGGUAUAUGUUUGCGAAUCUGCCGGGUCUUUCAGGGUUGAUAAUACGGACAACGGCUGGAUUGUUCAAACCAUCGAUCACAAGAAAGUUCCCGACCUCGACACGUUCAUCCAAGUCGUCAAGGCAAUUCCUGAUAAAGCAAGAGUAGUGGUCACAUACAAGCACCUUCGCGAUUUACAUACCCUUAACACGACCGUUGUAUACGUGGAUAGACACUGGUCGUCCAAGAUGAAACAAGCAGUUCGAAAUGACAAAACGGGCCUCUGGGACUUUUCCGACUUGGGGGACCCGCUGCCACCGGUUCCGCCAGUUCGUCGUUCGGCAUCUUUCAUCGAACUAGAUCAUAUGCCUCAUCCUGGCAUCGCAGAACUGAUCAAAAGCUUUGUUCACGUAAACUGCACUAUGCCGGUGAAGCUGGAUGGAUUUCCCAAGAACCGAAGAUGGGGUAUGGGUCUAGUCAUCGACGCUGAAAAAGGUCUCGUUUUAAUUUCGAGAGCCAUUGUCCCAUAUGAUCUAUGUGACAUUACUGUCACUAUCGCAGACUCCAUCAUUGUGGAGGGCAAAGUUGUUUUCCUGCACCCGCUUCAAAACUAUGUCAUCAUCCAAUAUGACCCAGCUCUUGUGGAUGCCCCGGUUAAGAGUGCUAGAUUGAGCAGUGAGCACCUCAGCCAAGGUGCCAAAACUUACUUCCUGGGCCACAAUAGAAUUGGUCGUGUUGUUCACGGUGCUACAACCAUCACUGAAAUCACAGCUGUCGCCAUUCCGGCCAACACCGGCGCUCCUCGUUACCGUGCAAUCAAUGUGGAUGCUAUUACCAUUGACAGCAACCUCGGUUCUACUUGCAACAGUGGUGUUUUAGUCGCUCCUGAUGGAACUGUUCAGGCUUUGUGGCUUUCAUAUCUCGGUGAGCGGUCUCCCUGCACCCAACGAGAUGAGGAGUACUAUCUCGGACUGGGGACGCCAACCUUGCUGCCUGUCAUCUCUACCAUUCAAAGGGGUGAGUCGCCGAGUCUGCGGUUACUGUCGGUCGAGUUCAGAGCGAUUCAAAUGUCUCAGGCGUCUGUUAUGGGUGUUACCGACGACUGGAUUAAGAAGGUGACGCAGGCCAACCGAUCUCACCACCAGCUCUUCAUGGUCAGCAAACGAACUUUUGAAAGAGUCAAUCAGCCAGUUUCUCUGCUAGAAGGCGAUAUCAUUUUGACUUUGAACGGCAAAAUUUGCACCACAAUCUCUGACUUUGACGUCAUGUAUUCUAAUGAAGUUCUCGAUGCCGUAAUUGUCCGAGAGUGCGAAGAGAUGCCCUUGCAGCUGGCCACCGUCCCCGCAGAUGACAUUGAGACCGACCAUGCGGUGUCGUUUUGUGGUGCUAUUCUACAUCGUCCUCAUCAAGCUGUCCGCCAACAGAUUCGCAAACUUCACAGCGAGGUGUAUGUAUCUAGCAGAAUCCGCGGCUCGCCAGCCUAUCAGUAUGGUGUUGCACCUACCAACUUCAUCACACAUGUGAACAAAGUGGCUACACCAGAUCUGGAUUCAUUUAUUGCUGCCACCCGAAAAAUCCCUGAUAAUACCUACUUCCGCCUAAAGGCUGUCACGUUUGAUUGCGUACCGUGGGUAAUAACAAUGAAGAAGAACGAUCACUACUUUCCCACGAUGGAAUGGAUCAAAGACAGCAAUGAAGCAUGUGGAUGGCGUCGUGUUACUUAUGAGGGAAAAGAAAUUUUCCAGGGAGAGGCUGUCGACGGUGUACUCCCUAUUGCUGAAGACACAGAUAUGGAAUGA
Metarhizium brunneum ARSEF 3297 is the source of this 3048-nucleotide messenger RNA. It is a transcript of the gene NM111, whose product is annotated as Pro-apoptotic serine protease. Gene Ontology annotation, molecular function: protein binding; serine-type endopeptidase activity. NCBI's taxonomy places the organism in Eukaryota, Fungi, Ascomycota, Sordariomycetes, Hypocreales, Clavicipitaceae. Gene Ontology annotation, biological process: proteolysis. The record is from RefSeq and is a predicted model, not a curated record.